Hermetia illucens (black soldier fly) is the source of this 1542-nucleotide messenger RNA. RefSeq names its product dehydrogenase/reductase SDR family protein 7-like. Gene Ontology annotation, cellular component: membrane. Gene Ontology annotation, molecular function: oxidoreductase activity. Lineage: Eukaryota; Metazoa; Arthropoda; Insecta; Diptera; Stratiomyidae. The record is from RefSeq and is a predicted model, not a curated record. The transcript has 6 exons. The coding region runs from base 481 to 1458 and encodes 325 amino acids.
AGUUCUGUAUUCAAUUUUGCUCUGAGAGAUGAAGUUGAAAGUGGCAAUGAAUACUGUUUGAGUAAACCCUGAUUGGAAAAGUGACGCUAUAAUUGUAGAGCAAGUACGCAGACGAAAUUCUCUGAGUACUAAUGACAUUUGAAACGUUAUCUUGCCCUUCAUUGAGUUAAUGUUAUCGAUGCGAUUGGCGUGGUUGUCUAGGUCGCCCGUUGAGAAGAACAUCGUUCACAUUAGAGUUUACAUUCAGUACGAGAUCUAGCUAGUGCUGUCAGAUUCUUUGCGUUUACCGCCGGCUGGUUACUUACCGCUCGUCCUGGGACGGCAGAGCGUUGGUUUGAAUACCUGCAAAAUUCGAUGACCUUACCAGGAUUAGAAUAUCAAAGAUCUUCUAUAGUGAAUCUCGCAUCCAAGGGAAUAUUUCGGAAUUGGACUUUGAUUUGAUCGUUUUUGAUUACCCGCUCUGGCAUAAUACAUUUAUAGAUGGGUAAAUCACAGUACGAAGAAAGGACGGGAGAUGUCCGCAACCAAAGUAGUUUAAUGUGGUGGAUUCUCUGCAGUUUCUUCGCACCGAUUUCGAUUCCUUAUAUUUGCUUCAAUAUAUGGGCUCGAUUUAAGGAAAGCCAACUAAAAAAUAGUUUGCCUUCAAAAGUGGUAUUGAUAACAGGCGCUAGUUCAGGACUGGGAGAAGCAUUAGCGCAUGUUUUCUAUCGUGCCGGAUGCAAGGUUGUACUGGCGGCACGGAGGGAAGAAGAGUUGAAUCGAGUUCGGAAGGAGCUUCUGGAAUUCCAUUCUACGGAACCUACACAUCCCCCAGUCAUUCUGCCCCUAGAUCUGUCGGAUCUCAAUUCUUUACCGAAAUGUGUCGAAAAAAUACUGAAAAUUCAUGGAUGUAUCGAUAUUUUAAUCAACAAUGGCGGAAUAAGUGUCCGUGCAGAUGCUGGUUCCACAGCUAUCGAUGUCGAUGUGAAAGUCAUGCUAGUGAAUUAUUUUGGAGCUGUAGCUCUGACCAAAGCUGUGCUGCCGUCAAUGUUGAAGCGUAAAAGUGGUCAAAUAGUAUUCAUUAGCAGUGUCCAAGGAAAAUUCGCAAUUCCCUAUAGAUCCGCUUACUCAGCGUCGAAACACGCCACACAAGCUUUUGCAGACUCUUUACGCGCCGAAGUAGCUGAGGAUGGAGUGAAAGUUUUAUGCGUAAGUCCAGGAUACAUCAAAACAUCAUUGUCGCUCAAUGCUCUUACCGGAAGUGGAGAUAAAUAUGGAGUGAUGGAUAAAACCACUGAAAGUGGUACAAGUCCUGAUAAAAUGGCAAGGAAUAUAUUACGUGCAGUUCUCCGUGAGGAGGAUGAUGUGGUUUUCGCUCAAACGUCGGCGAAGUUGGCUUACUGGUUACGUUUUCUAUGUCCGCCGUUGUAUUUUUGGAUAAUGCAGCGGAGAGCUCUUAAGUUGAAAGCUGCAAGCUGAUCGAUUACAACUGCCGAAUGUAGAACUAAGUAUUGUACGGGAUCUACUAUGAAUUUUGCAUAAUUUGUAUUUCACAUGAAAUUG